CACGCCGGUAACUAGCCUUUUCCUGGUGUAGUGGCCCCCUGCCUAGCCAGCCACAGCAGGGCGCGGCCCUAAGGGAGUCUGGCACCAGGGAGUGGGGCGUGGGCGUGGGACGGCCCCAGCGGGACGCCCACUCCCACCUGAUCCAAAAAACCCACAAGAUGGCAGAUGAUCAGCAGUUUUGCUUGCGAUGGAAUGAGUUCCAGAGCAACAUGGUAUCCUCCUUCAAACAUCUACGUGAGGAGAAGAGUUUCACAGAUGUGACUCUGGCCUGUGAUGGACAAACCUGCAAGGCACACAAGAUGGUGCUGUCUGCAUGUUCCCCAUAUUUCAAGGCCUUGCUAGAGGAUGUUGAAAUGACUCGGUCCUAUCAGCCAGAAAAUCCCUCCAAACAUCCAAUAAUCAUCCUGAAAGAUGUGCCCUUCAGCCACUUGCAAGCAAUCUUGGAGUACAUGUAUGCAGGAGAGGUCAAUGUAGCCCAGGCAGACCUUCCUAAUUUUCUCAAGACAGCAGAGCGACUCAAGGUUAAGGGCUUGGCUGAAGUCAACCAAAAUGAGCGGCAAGACCGCUGAAAUACUGCCCAGGUCGAGGGAGGCUUGGGAAACAGUUUGUCGGAGAAGCCAAAGCCACUUCUGCCUCCUCCACCAGCCUUCUCUUGCUGCUGACCCUACCCCUCCCACCCACCCCUCCACCCAUUACAUACCCGAGACAAUUUACUAGCCUAUCUUCCUCUAAGUAUUCUGUUUCUACUCUCUCUCUCUCUCUCUCUCUCUCUCUCUCUCUCUCUCUCUCUCUCUCUCUCUCUCUCUCUCUCUCUCUCUCUCUCUCUCUCUCUCUCUCUCUCUCUCUCUCUCUCAACCAAAAGACAUUACUAUUAUUAUCCUGCUGCUCAGGUCUGUGAUGUAGCUUUCAUAUUAUUGCAUCACCACCAACUUAGAAGAGCUGAAAAAUUACAGACUGUCACAUCUCCUUGCCUUUCCCUUUGCUUAGGCUGUCCUGUUUUCAGCCUAUGACAGCCUAUAACACAGACCACAAACACGUUCAUGCUAGCUUGUGAGGAGGAAUGUAAUCCUCCAGUUAUCCAGAUACUAUCCAGCCACAACUGAGGCAAGGUUGUAAAGUCUGGGAGUAAUUAUUAAUUCUUGUAAAUAGGUACUAUUGGUAUCCAUAUUUUUACUGUAAACAUCCAAUCCAGCUGGUUGUCAUAAUCUCUGAAAUGAUCUCUUAUGGCAUUACAGAUGCAUUGGGGGAUACAUGAAGCAAUGUAGUAAAAUAUUCUUAACCUGUGCUGGUGUCUUGGGAGUCAUUGAAUGUUUUUUUUUUUUUUUUUUCCUAUGACAUAUAUUAUCAGUAUUUUUCUGUGUAAAGGAUCUUGUCCCUGGUAUGAUACAGCCUAUGAGAAUACUAUUGUCUGUAAGGUUACUCUGGGUUAUCAGUAUAAUUUUGGAACAUUCCUUAUUUUUUGCUAUUGAUUUGAACCUUCCCUGUCUUAGUUAUUUUCUUCUCAUGUCUCCAUUUUGAUAAUCUAUUUAUGUUUUCUCACUGAGCAAUUAGUAACCAUAAGGCAUCAGCUCCUGCAGAUACUGUAUUUAAAAGUAGCCUUAAAUACUUGUAGUUAGGUCAAACUUCAUGUCACUAAAUUUAUCCAGGAGGGGAUACUUGCUGCUCACCACUCCUUUAUGACUGUCCCUACUUCUCAUAUACAGUAAACUCUCAGUUUAUCAGACUAAUUGGGGGUAAGUCACUGACAAUAAAGGCAAAAAUCCCCCCCAAAAAAUGACGUUCGGUUUUCCCCCCUCACACCGAACUUUGUUUGGUAUACGAGGGGGGAGUUCAUUAUACAGAAAUUAACCUCAGAUAAUAUAAAUAUUGGUAACUCAUGCACCGAUGUAACAUGUAUAGCAUAUACUUUAUUUUGGCAUAAAUAACAAAUCUUAUGGAAAAAUGUUUUUAUUGUGUUUAAGUAAACUACAUUACAAACAAACAAACAAGUAAGCAAAAUUACAUACAUACUAUGCAUACAUACAUACAUACAUACAUAUGGGUGCAACAGCCCUCCACUUCAACUGCCAUUGGGAGACUGAGGCCGAGGAAGUGAGAGUUGCCAGGUCACAGACUGUUUUCCUCUCCACUCUUACCUGAAAAACAGCCCAAAACCUGCCCACCCCACCAUCAGGAACCACCCAAAAUGAGUUGAAUGUUUUAUUAAUAGCAAAUAAGUUAUGUCACAUAGAAAAUGGAGAAGUACUUUAUAUAUAUAUAUAUAUAUAUAUAUAUAUAUAUAUAUAUAUAUAUAUAUAUAUAUAUAUAUAUAUAUAUAUAUAUAUAUAUAUAUAUAUAUAUAUAUAUAUAUAUAUAUAUAUAUAUAUACACACACACACACACACACACACACACACACACACACACACACACGUCUACAUAAAACAACCCAGUUGGAGGGGAAAAUAGCUCACCUGGCAACCCUGUGAGUGUGGGUGUGGUGUGCACUCACCACCAUCACCUGCACCCUCCCUCCCUCCCCCACCCUCACUCACUUCCUACUGCUGUUGCUGCUGACAGAAUGUUCCACCUCAUUUAUUGAUCUGUGUUCAGUAAAUCAGAGAGAUGAUUGGUAGGUCAUAUGUUCAAUAAAUGCGAAAUCUGCAAUAACAGGGUUUGAUAUAAUGAGGGUUUACCGUAUAUGUAUGUAUGUAUGUAUGUAUGGGACUAUCUUGCAUCUGUUUAUUUAGGUUUAAUACAUAUAUUAAUUAAAUAUCAAUUCAGGUUUAGAUUUUAUGUUCUGCUCAAGACAUGAAGCAUUGGGUACAGACUGUUCAGCGUGUCUCACAAUACUGCAGUUCCAUCAUGUGGGCCCAUGUUUCAGUUAUGGCUCCCAUGCAGACAACAGGACAGCCUUAAAUUGGUCUGAAAUUCAAACAUUUUCUCCUUGUAUCUGAGGUGUGUUAGUGAUGUGUCUUGAAGACCUAAUUCUUUGGACAGUUUACUGCUUAUCAAAUCUUUCAUGAAUUGUCAGUUAAAAUACUGAACAUGGGUUGCUAUCACCCCGUUCUUGAUGUGAUAUAUUGACAACCAUGUUCUGUGCUCAAAGAGGCUUUAUUUUACAUAUAAUUAGUGACUCCAUUUUUCUUGUAGAACUGUUCUUGGUGAGGCAGUCUGUUAGACUCCUCCAUGAUGUAAAAUGAGGUUGGUUAUCACCAAAUGUAGUCUGGUGUGUUGUUGUUAUUGUAGAUUAUUGACGGCAGUGAGGAGGGGCACUGUACCUAACCCCACCUAGCCUGUAAAAUUUUGGAAUGAUGGAAUAGAUAAACCCAAAGGUAUUGUGCUGGCACUGCUCAUCAAAGCCCAACCAUAACCAGCCCAGUGGUCACCCACACUCCCAUCCCCAGCCAGAGCCCUUAUGGAGGAGCGGGGAGGUAGGUCAGAGGUGGCCUUACAACCAACGCUGCCACACCCCACCCUGGCCUACCAGCCUAUAUAAACUCAGGCCACCACAACACACAGUAAACCCCACCAAGAGCAGUGUUACCAGCGUGGACUGGAUCAGACAUUUCAUAUUUGUAAUUUAUUAAUUUAUUUCUUAAAAGUAAGUUUAAUUUUUCAACAGCAAUUGUCAGCUAAAGCCGUUUCUUGGAUCAUAGAGUCUGACUUCAAACCUUGUCAGGUGGAACCAAGACGUAAUGGCAUCCAGCAAUGUGCCUCUGAGUCAUUACGGCCUCAUAUUGCUACCUGGUUGUUUUUUAUAUUUAUUUGGUCAUGUAUUUGUUUAUUAUUUUUUAUUUCUUUAUUUCAUUGAAUUAUGUCUUUGGACAGUUAAAACAAAAAUUUACUUUCUCUGAAUUUCAUCAAAUGUAAGUUUUAAGUUUCUUAUUCUGGUAAAGCCAUGGAAUGCCAUUAGAAAAGUUUACAACUAAGCUUUAUUGAAGCAUGAACAUAAUUUAAACGUAUGAAAAUAUUUUACUUGUGGUUAAUCCAUGGAAUGCCAUGAGAAAACUUUACAACUAAGUUUUAUUGAAGCAUGAACAUAGUUUAAAUGUAUGAAAAUAUUUAAUUUGUUUCAAAAUUAUCUUUUUCCUUGUCAUAGGGUUAAAUAAGGCUUGUGGAAUGUGAAGAAAGUGGUGUGGCCUGGGAGCCUGUGUGUGCGUGUGCGUGUGUGUGUGGUGUGCCGCCCAACCCAGGUACCCACUCCAAAAGGUAGUAUACGCAGGGGUGUAGCUUUGUACCUAGAGUAGCAUGGAGCAGUUUUGUACAAGAAGUCAAAUAAGUUUUUAAUAAAACCUGAA
Molecule: messenger RNA, 4280 nt
Organism: Scylla paramamosain (green mud crab)
Lineage: Eukaryota; Metazoa; Arthropoda; Malacostraca; Decapoda; Portunidae
Product: longitudinals lacking protein-like
Exons: 5
Coding region: 159-569 (136 amino acids)
Biological process (GO): regulation of transcription by RNA polymerase II
Cellular component (GO): nucleus
Molecular function (GO): protein binding
Source: RefSeq, a predicted model, not a curated record